Messenger RNA from Debaryomyces hansenii CBS767, 129 nucleotides. Its product is annotated as DEHA2B16566p. The record is from RefSeq and is a predicted model, not a curated record. The coding region runs from base 1 to 129 and encodes 42 amino acids. NCBI's taxonomy places the organism in Eukaryota, Fungi, Ascomycota, Pichiomycetes, Serinales, Debaryomycetaceae. The transcript has a single exon.
AUGUCUGCUCUGGCUUACAUCACCAGUUUAUUAAUGACAGCUCAAUUCAGGGAGAUAACUAGCGAUAAAUUGAUAGAGAGCUACCUUGCUCCACUUGAUAGCUUUGGUUCUAAGGAGAUGUCUUUAUGA